Messenger RNA from Ordospora colligata OC4, 204 nucleotides. RefSeq names its product ribosomal protein S28. Gene Ontology annotation, cellular component: cytosolic small ribosomal subunit; ribosome. NCBI's taxonomy places the organism in Eukaryota, Fungi, Microsporidia, Ordosporidae. The record is from RefSeq and is a predicted model, not a curated record. Bases 1 to 204 code for a protein of 67 amino acids. The transcript has a single exon. Gene Ontology annotation, molecular function: structural constituent of ribosome. Gene Ontology annotation, biological process: ribosomal small subunit assembly; maturation of SSU-rRNA; translation.
AUGGACACUGGUGCGGAGGUUACAUAUUUUGGAAAAGUUAUUCAGGUGCUUGGAAGGACAGGAGGUUCUGGAAUGCUGACACAGGUGAAAAUUGAGCUGCUUCACAACAAGCGCACCAUACAAAGGGCGGUUAAAGGAUCAGUGUUUGAUGGAGACAUUGUUGAGAUUCUUGAAUGUGAGCGUGAGCACAGAAGAACAAGAUGA